CAGUUUAUUUUGGCACUUCAAUUGAAGCUUUUGUUUUGCUAAGCAUUUUCAUAAAACAUUUAAAAUGAUUGGCUUUAUAAUAGGUAUUUCGAUUGGUUUUACAAUAUUUUUUGUAAUUUCCGCUGUGGUGGUUAUGAAAAGGCGACGAAUGGGGAACCAAAAUGUGGGCUAUAUCAUCAACGACAGUGGCACCCGUGUUGUUGCACCUGUUGGGAUUCCCCAAACUCACUACCAACGACCAGGUGUUCCUGUCACCCACUAUACACCAGCUGGCGUUCCAGUCACACAUUAUACACAAGCUGGAGUUCCAGUUACGCAUUAUACACAAGGGGGAGUUCCCGUAGUACAAUAUCCACCUCCAAGCUAUCAGCCUAAUGUCUAUCCUCAUCCAACCUCAAGCCAAGUCACUGUGCAGUUGACGGCAACGCCUAGCACAUAUUCACCUAAUCAACCUCCUCAACAAAGAGUUUUAAGCAAUGGAAAUACACCUGGUGCUGAAAUAAGUGCUCUGCCAAGCAACGAUGAAAAAAAGAACAUGCAACAAACCCACGAGGGGGCAGUGGAAACAGUUAGUCAAAUCUAAACACAUUAUUAAAUGACGAUUAUCUUAUCAAAUAUU
This is a messenger RNA of Drosophila innubila, 619 nucleotides long. Its product is annotated as MAGE-like protein 2. NCBI's taxonomy places the organism in Eukaryota, Metazoa, Arthropoda, Insecta, Diptera, Drosophilidae. The record is from RefSeq and is a predicted model, not a curated record. Bases 65 to 583 code for a protein of 172 amino acids. The transcript has 4 exons.